AGCGUACUUUUGGCUCCCAGCAUGGGUUGGAAGCCUCUUCGCGCAGAGAGUGCUCGCACAUGGCCUGUUGCACUGGGAGUUGCCUUGUGGUUUCAAGGUCUGACCUGGGUGGCAAUGGACUCGAGGAGCGCCGCAGAGCAAGUCUUGCGAAAGAAAGUCUGGUCUGUGCGGAAGAAAUGGGAGCUGCUGGGGAGCUAUUCCCAUGAAAAGACGGAGGAAGUGCUGGCAAGCUUCGAGUUGCCAAAGCCGUUGGCAGAAAGAUGCGGCCUUCCGUUUGAAGGCGCAACGUGGCUGGACGCGGUGAAGGCAUUGUGUUCGUCACCUUGCGGGCCGGUGGAGCUUUGGCAACGAGUUGAAGCUCACCCCAUCGUUGAAUAUGUGCACGUGCAGUGUCAAAAUUGCGGCCAUCAAGUGCCGGACACCUUUCCAGCGGAUGAGGACCCAAACCUUUCCGAAGAGGAGCCCACAGACAGCGAGAAGCCCUUGGUCCGUGCAGGGUGGUUUCGCGGGCCGAAGGGGCCCGUUGUCUUUGUUUACAGAUGCCCCUCCUGCGGUUGCACCUCACGAUGGUUCCGCUCUGUUCAUCCGGAGAUCACCCUGAACCCCCGGCGCUGGGGGCGGCUUUGCGGCGAGCAAGAGGAUUUGAAGGCUUGGUUGGCAAAGUACUUGAGCAUUCCGCUUCGCGUUUGCGUGCCGUUGGAUUGGGACCACGUUUGGACUGAAGUCUUCAACGGAGAUCGUUGGGUUCCCUUGGACCAAAACUGUCUUCACUUUGCGCGACGCCUCCACGAAGGCAUCGGCGCUUGGACCCACGUGUUAGCGAUCGGCACCCCGGGCAGCGGUGAUGUGCUGGAGGCCACGGAAGAGGUGACUGAAGCUUACUUGCGUCAUGCAGAAGGCAGUGCAGAAGAGGCACGAUAGUUGGAACGGGGCAGAGAACCUUCAACGUUGGAAAGGACCGACAGAAACAAAGGUGCAUCAGGCUGGUCCUUGAUGUACGUCGGCGCCAACCCUGACAACUGUGAAGGGCUUGGAAUGGCAUUAUGUCAGAGAGCCCUGCGGCCAAGAUUUGGCUGGCAGUUGAUGCACCGCUGGCCGGGUGCGGGCGCUUGGCUGUAGCAUCCUUGGGGCCAACGCAUCGCCGGUCGCGAUGUAUGACAGCAAGGCAUAUGGGCUAACGCGCUUGCUGGGGAUGUGGUGGGCGCCCCUUGUGGGGGAGCAGCGGUUCACAAGUGAGUCGUUUCUCCGUGCGGUUGAAACCGCCCCGACCACCCUCGUUGUCCGUCCAGGACUUUCGUAGAACAGAGGCCGCACAAUUGUUGCUGGCUAGCGGCUAGCAGGUCUCCAAUGUCUCCAAUGCAAUCAGCAGCUAAUGCCUGCGAGUCGGCUCCUGUCCAUUGCCAUGUCCUGUGCCGUGCUAUACCUUCUUGAGUCCUGUUGCUUGUUUUUUUUGUAUGGCUUGUGCUUUGUAGUGGGUGAUGCAGCCCCAUUGCCGGCUUCCCAGGGUGUUUCAAAGAAUGUGAUUGCACAGUGUUGCACGCAUGUUGGCAGGAUCAUUUUGUUUGUGUGCUUUCCUGGUUGAUCUACCAACUUCUAGCUUUCUCAACCCGCAACCAGGUGGAAGCCUGGCGGGUUCAAAUCAUGGCUGCCAGGGCAGACGCGACUGGACAACAGACCCAGAGCAAAACCUGUGAUGGUCACCUUUUGCAGCUGGCCUCCCUCAAGGACAAUGAUAUUACCUUGAUUUUACGCAAUAUCCAAUUAGAAUUUGAUCAAAAAUA
This is a messenger RNA of Durusdinium trenchii, 1781 nucleotides long. NCBI's taxonomy places the organism in Eukaryota, Dinophyceae, Suessiales, Symbiodiniaceae. The record is from the annotation of a GenBank genome assembly.